CAACGCUGUUCAACACGUUGGACAUCGGAGUGGGAAGAGCAACAGGAUUAGGCUCGGGCAGACCACAUCCGCUCGAUGCCUGGCCGCAGAACUGGCCGCCCCCUGCAAGCCGAGCUCACCCCCGACGCGCGGGGUCGUCGGAUACGUGGAGCGAGAAGACUGGUACGGCGAGCUGUCAGGCGGCGAGAAAUGCAAGGUCGAGUUCAUCCGAAAGGUGUUCCUCAGACCGCGCUGCCCUUCGGUCCUCCUCAUCGACGAGGCCUUUGCGCCGCUGGACCCGGCGUCCAAGCGGUCGGUGCAGGAGAAGCUGAAGGACCGCGCGCGGG
Prorocentrum cordatum is the source of this 326-nucleotide messenger RNA. NCBI's taxonomy places the organism in Eukaryota, Dinophyceae, Prorocentrales, Prorocentraceae. The record is from the annotation of a GenBank genome assembly.